CACAACACGGAAGUAUGCUUGAUUGGGGUUGAAAACGAAAAGAAGCAGACAGUUUGUGUGGAGGAUCAACGCAGAGAGCCGCUGGACAUACAGAGAUGUCGCUCCUGGUUCUUCUGUUGCCUGUGCUCCUUCUGCCACCAGGGGGCAGUACGUCUCCAAUCAGCUGCUACAACGACCUCGGGGCCCCUGUGGACUGGUUCUACGUUUACAAACUGCCCCGGGCAGUAGGCGGGAGGUCAGAGGAGGAGGGGCUGGAGUACCUGCUGCUGGAGAAGGGCAGUGAGGCUUGGGCAAAGGGCUCUGUGAACAUCAACCACACUAAUGGAGCCGUGGGCAGGACCGUGGGCCAGCUGUACACGCAAACAAAGGGCUCAGAAACGGCCUAUGUCCUGUACAAUGACCAGAGUCCUGUGGUGGGGUCAGUGGGGCUCGGACGCUCGUCUGGACACACCAAAGGUGUGGUGGUGCUGGACAAAGAGCAGGGGUUCUGGCUGGUGCACAGUACUCCUCACUUCCCUCCGCCGCAGCAGGCCGGAAACUACUCCUACCCCGACACAGGCCUCACCAACGGGCAGAGCUUCCUGUGCGUCACCUACCCCCUGGAGCGCUUCCACACUAUCGGGGAGCAGCUGCACAUAAACCAGCCGCACGUGUACGACUGCCACGUCCCAGAGGCCUUGGCAUCACUGGUGCCUUCACUCAGCACUCUGUGUCGAAAGUCCCGCCCCUCACGGAGAGCGCCGCCUCUUUACGACAAACCCUGGCUCUCACCAUUCCAAGCUCCGCCCCCUCUCACUCCCGUGUCCAACCGCAGCGUGGUCCUGAACUCCAGCGAGGGUACGGCGUUCAUCAGCUUCGCCAAAGGAGCAGCGUUCAACAAUGACCUGUACCACUCGUGGGUGGCCCGGGAGCUGCACUGCCCUCUGUUGGUACAGUUCUGGGUGCGCUCCACAGGGGUGCUGCCGUCGGACUGCUCCGAGGGCGUCACCGUGCUGAACAUCCAGCUUCUGUCUCCAGGCCCGAGCCCCAGCUUCAAUAACACCGUGGACCACUCCAAAUGGGCCGUGAGUCCAGAGGGGGCGCAGGCCGGAGGGGGCUGGGUGUGUGUGGGCGACAUCAACAGGAACCAUGCAGAGGAGCGCAGAGGAGGGGGGACCGUCUGCCUACAGGACCCCCUCGUGUGGAAGGCCUACCGCAGUGCCGCGCUGCAGUGUCAGGACUGUGAGGGGCGCACUACCACCUGCUGAACACCAGGCAUCAUAUCAGUGUUAUAUUUGUAAUAGAGAUGUAUUUUGUCAACUGUGGCAUGUGACACUUAGAAUUUGACAGUGCUGCCAUUUUAUUUAUUUAUUUUUUAUAACUUUCUUAUUAAUCUGGGGUGCCUGAUUUUUUUACCUUGAAAGAAGGAAGUAGGGAUCUAACAAACCUUUGACACAGCACAUGCAUGAUUUUUUUAGAACAGCUUUUUGAAAUGGAAAAGUGAGAAAAAAGUUAAAUUAAAGCGAGACACUGCAGGAGGAUAAAGUCAGUCUUUAGUGUAGAUAUUUUAAUAUUUCACAUUUAUUAUAGAUCUCAUAUAGAUUACCUACCUGGAUGGACAUAUAAAAGACUUUUUUAUUUUUAUAUGAUAUGAGGUUUUAUAUCCAAUCCAAUCCACUUUAUAUAGCACAUUUCAUAAACAAAUUGUUUCCAAAGUGCUGCACAGAGACAAAGUGACAUAAAAUAAAAAGGAACAAGAAUCAAAAAUAAAUAGGUGCUCAUUUAAUUUGACUAAUAACUAACUGUACAUAAAAUCAAUAUGAAGGCUUCUGAAUCAUGUCAUUUUAUACAUUAUUAAUUAUUAUAACAACAGACCCUCACGAGGCUGGACAGACACUGAUUAAAUAGUCUAAAAAUCAAGUCAAAGAAGUGAUGAGAAGUGUCACUUUGAAAUGGAGAAAAGCUCAAAGUUCUCUGCUGGAAUUGGUUCUGUGUGAAAUAAAAAGCUUAAUCAUCUACUCUGUCAUGAAAAAUGGACUUGAAUUCAGUGAAAUUUUUUUUUUUUUUUCACAAAAGGCCAAAAAUAAUUCUCUCAGACAGGCCUGAUUACAGAAAGCACACAGAUCUUUAUAGUUCUCAUACAUGACAUGCCUCACACAGACCCAUAAACUUUAUAUAUAAAUGGACAUAGCUAACCUGCUAGCCGUCACGUUGCAAAUUAGAAGUCUUCAUGGGCUGCGCUUCUGGCUCCAUCCACUGUGGCUCCAAUUCACUUUACAUUAGAAAACUGUCGCUGUGGCCAUUUUUUUACUAUGAUCCUCACUCAUUUGGGAUUUCAAAUAUGGAACUCAGCUUCAAAUUCACCCUAUAACUGCUGUAGCCUCAAUGAGCUUCAUUUGACUGGAGCCGAACGUUGUGGGCGACGUCACACUCACUUAGUCCACUUCUUUAUACAGUCUACGCCUCCUGUGACAUUAGCAUGGUCCAUAUUCUGUGCUGGAGGCGACUUGAGGCCAAAUGCAGCAGUGAUGAAGUAGUGAGUAACUGAAAUAAUAAAUUCUUCUUUGUAACAAAAAUAAGCAACACUUUAGAAUUUCCAAAAACAGAAACAUCAGUUGGUUCAUUUUUAGAUACAAAAUAAAACUGGGUGAAUAUUUCUCCAGUAAAAGUUUGUCAUCCUGCCUCCAUUUGCUUCCAUUCUGAAUUUAACAAUGUAUUUGUUUAAACUUAAAGCGUCUAUUCACUUGUUUCAGUUUGUUUAUGAAAUGGAACAUAUUUUUUCAAGAUUUUAUAGGCGUUAGAUAAAUUAAACAUACAAAAAGUCCAGUUGUUUUGUAAUUAUUUCGUUUGAGAGUAAAGCAUGAUGGGAAUUAUACCUGCUUUC
Molecule: messenger RNA, 2863 nt
Organism: Periophthalmus magnuspinnatus
Lineage: Eukaryota; Metazoa; Chordata; Actinopteri; Gobiiformes; Gobiidae
Gene: dnase2
Product: deoxyribonuclease II, lysosomal
Exons: 7
Coding region: 96-1247 (383 amino acids)
Biological process (GO): apoptotic DNA fragmentation
Molecular function (GO): deoxyribonuclease II activity
Source: RefSeq, a predicted model, not a curated record